Messenger RNA from Ctenocephalides felis (cat flea), 5792 nucleotides. Its product is annotated as golgin subfamily B member 1-like. The record is from RefSeq and is a predicted model, not a curated record. The transcript has 19 exons. NCBI's taxonomy places the organism in Eukaryota, Metazoa, Arthropoda, Insecta, Siphonaptera, Pulicidae. The annotation marks the transcript as partial.
AAACAUAUCAAGAGAUGAGCAAGAUGCCUUUGAAAAUUUUUGGCGAGAUCUAACAGAAAUUGUACAUGAUCUUCAACAAAAUGAAGAUGCUGUAUGGAAGCAAAUUACAGCUGUAAAAGAUCAACAAGAGGAUUUACAUGAAACAUGUAACAAAUUAGGAAAAGCAUGUGUUAAUACUGAAUGUGUUGUGGCCGAUGCUGAAUUAUUAAUCAAAGAAAGCGUUAAAUGCAUCAAGGAUAUUCGCGAAGAAUUCUCUAAAACACAAGAAGAUAUGAGAAAAGCUCUUGAAAAUUUAUCCACAGGCGUAAUUGAUAAUUCCACGACUCAACGUGUAAAUUUUACUUUAAAAGCGAUGAAAGUAGAAGAUGUCUUUAACAAAUUAUAUGUGCAUUUAGAUAGCUUUGUAAAAAACUUGCACAAAAUAAGAACAAACUUAGUAAAUGCACAAAUAAAAAAUAGAAAUCUAGCAAUGAAGAAAUUGAAGAAUAUGAAAAAUGAUGUAAACAAAUUGCAUGACUACCUUCAAGAAUGUGAUAUAGAGAAAGAACACUUAAUAGAUUCAAUCAUGGACAUAUCUAGGGAUUCGAUAUGUGUUCAAACGGAUAAUAAAACGGCUCUAAAUACGGUAGACUUUUCUUCCCAAGAAACGGUUACAUUUAUGCCAGCUGCACAUUCUUCUUUUACAGACGAAUAUAAGCCUAGAAAUCUUGACACAAAAUCGGAUGAUAAAAAAAUUAUUACACUUCACAUGGCUUCAAAUUUGGAAGGAAAAAACAGGAUCAUGUCCGAAGUAAAAAAAUUGUCGCUUGUUAAAAAGUCUUUAGAAAAUUUAAUUGUUAAUUUGAGUAAAUCAACUGAUAAUGCUACUGAUGAUCUAAAUGAGAUUAAAUAUCUAAAUGAUGCUUAUGGCGUUGAUAAAUUUCUCCAUCAAGUAACUAAAUAUCACGAACUGUUUUCUAAAAUUAUAGAUCAACUAAACAAAGCAGAUCCUCUUUUUGAUACAAAAGUAGACAACACGCCAAUAUUAUACAAAUACCCAGUCACUAAUAACUCUGUUGAGCUCCAAAAUACGAAUAGUUUCGAUAAAUUAUUAACCGUAAACAACAAUUUAGAAAGACUAGUGUCUAAUUUACAAUACGAAUUGAAAGCGUUAGGUAGAAUUUCUAGAGGUACAGGGCAAGAUCUUAUUAACCAAUGUGAUGCAGAAUCACGAAUUCUUGAUCAAGAGGAAAUGUGUCUGCGCGAUAUCGACAAAUAUUAUGAACAGUUGUCUCGUAUGAUAUCACAUGUUUCGUCAAAGUAUGAUAGAAGCCAGAGUGACGGAAUGAAUCAAUAUUUCAUAAGUCCUGCUAAUAAGGAAUACUUACAAGCAAGCUUAGAGGAUUUAAAAACUCAAACUAAAAAUCUUCAAUUUGUAAUGACAACUCUUCUAGACCAAACGACAAGAUCGCAGUUGGAUCUAAGACGAUGGCAAAAUUUCGAUAGGAAUGACAUCAAUACCUAUAAGAAAGAAUUUGAACGACGUCAAGAGACGAUUCGCGAUAAAAUGAAAAGCUUACUUGAGUUAGAAAAAGUUCUAGAAAUUAUCACGGCGACGGUUUCUGGUAUGAAAAUAAACUUAUCUGAUUCUUAUGCGAAAGGCAAAUCGCCGGGUAAAUUUGUAAUGGGAGAAUCGUUGAAAGAGAAUAUAUUCAACAAAGUAGAUUUGCUAGAAAGAAAUAAAGAUCAAGCUUUAGUAAUAGUGUACAAGUUGAAAGGAAAUAUUGAAAACUUGGGGUUAGAGAUACAGUUAAUGGAGAAAGAUAGUACAGAUGGCAUUGCCAACUUGGAAAAUUUAUUUACACGAUCUGUAAAGGGACACGGCGAAAGGAAGGAUGUUGUUUUCAAGUUAGUUGAAUCUACGGAUGAGAUAGAUCGAGCUGUAUCCGAGUUAGAUAAAAUCGUGGGUAAUACAAUUACUAAUGAAAAUGAAAUUGAAAAAAUACACAAUCCAAAGGAAACAUUAAUGUUGCAACAAUCAGAAAUGGAGAUGCAACGGCUUCGAGGCCUUAAAAAGGAACUAAAGAAUGAUAGAAAUAAUGGUAAAAUACAAGAUUUUAGGCAUGCUGCCAACAAGCAUAAAGAAUUUAUCGACAGUAUUCCUAGUAUUACUAGUGAAAUUCGACAGACUAUUAAUCGUUUGAAAGAUAUCUGGCAAGAAUUCGCCCUUCUAUCAAGCGUUCCAAAUACGAUGUCAGGAAACAGCUGGCUAUAUUUGGAACAGAAUGAUAUGACUAAAAAAAUUGAAGAAUUGGAAAAAAAUAAAUUUGAACUGGAAAGUACAAUCAAUGAUUUGAGAUCAGAAAUUUUACACACUAAGGAGGACUUUGGAAGUGAAAUGCUUAUUAAAGAUCACCAUUUAGGCAGACUAGAAGAUGAAAUCAGAAACAGUAAAAACGACAUAACUGCUAAGGAAGAAACAAUUAAAACGCUAGAGCUCCAACUCAAAGAGAUGGAGCAAGAUUUAGCAUCUUUAAAAAUCAAUUUAAGAGAAUCUCAGUCGCAAGUGAAUGAGGCAAAACUCUUGAAUGACCAAAUAAAAGGUGAACUAGAAAAUAAAACCCAUAUAGAGAAAAAAGUGAAAGACCUCCAGAAGCAGAAGAAAGAUCUUGAAAAUACAGUCAAGGAAUUGAAAUUUAAGUUAUCAGAAUCAGAUAGUAGUUUGUCUGAAAUGCAUCAACAACAAAAAAGUGAACAAGAAAAUUAUAAACAGCAUUUGGAAUCGGAACGUAGGGCUAAUGAAGAGAAACAAGAAAGGAUAAAAAGACUUGAAAAGCAAUUAGACCAACUAAAUAAUCAAAUGAGUUCAUUAAGUAAUGAUUUAGCUAAUAAUCAAGCUCGUUUAGAUCAAACUCAAGGGUUGUAUUCACAAAUCGAGCAAGAGCGUACCUUCAAAAAUAAAUUACGUGAUGAAGUUGAACUUCUCCGAGGACAAAAAUCGGACUUAGGAUUAAUUAUAGCAAGUUUAAAAGAAAAUUUGACAGAUUCACAAAAGAUACUGAAAGAAUCAGAGAAACGGCAUGAUGAGGAAAGAAGGAACUAUUUAAAUAGAUUAGAUGAAGAUAAAAAAUUAUUGUCUUCCAAGCAGCAUGCUUUGACUAAUUUGCAAGAUGAAUUAUCAACUAUUGAUACAACUAUAUCAUCCAUAAAUAACGAUUUGGGAAAGUUUUCUUUUCCAGAAUCGUCGGAAAAAGAAAUUUUAACGACAACAUUUGAUGACAAAUCGUUAUAUGAAGAUACAAAUUUUAUUAUGUCCAGUAAUUUGCAGAAAAAUGGUCAAAUGCUUAAAUCUAACGUGACAAAUAUUAUUAAUGAAUAUGAAAAAACUAAAACUGCUUUACAAGCAACUAUACAGGAUUUUAAUAAACAAAAGCAACACCUUCAACUAGCUAUCGAUUCAACUAUUGAAAAGGUAAAAAGAAAGGAUAAAAAAAUUCAAGAGCUACAACUAAAAAUUAAGGAUAUGUCUUCUACAAUAACGAAUUUAGAAAACGAUGUCAAGAUGCUACAGUUCUCGAUUCCGGAAAAUACUAGAAUCAUUAAGGAAGACGAUCAAGCAAAAUUGAUGCAUUUUCUUGAUAUGUUAAAUAAUAAAUUGUGUGCAGUAACAACAACAGUGGGUCACAUGAAGCAUUUAAUUUUUAACACCUACACUAACUUAGAUAAUGUUGAAUGCGACGAACAUGACAAGCAAAACGAAAAAUUACAUGAAAUAAAUAAUGAAGACUGUUCAUGCGGUUGUUUGACCAAAAACGAGUUUUCAAAGGACCAGCGGGUUGAUGUGCUCGAUAAGCUUAAAAUUUUAGCAGCCGAACUGGUUCAAAUUUAUAAUAAUAUGACUAAGUUAACUGGAAAGCUCAAAAAAGAUAAAGCAUCACGAACUACUAUAAUUAAUACAAAUUCUGUUCUAGAAGAUAGAGUACGUACUCUGAAAAAAGAAAAUAGAGAUUUGACCGCUUGUCUUUGUAAUGCAACUCGUGAUUUAAAUGAGUACAAAGAAAAGCUAUGCGCAGCUGAAAUGAAAUUUAAUGAGGAUAAAACAAAAUUUAAAGGGCACUGUGAUGAAUUAGAGUGCAAAAUUCUUCUGUCAGAAAAGAAAAUGAAAAUACUCAAAGAGCAAAACCACGAACUCAAGGAAAGUUUGUGCAGAACACAAUCUGAAAUACAGCAGCUUAAUCAAAAGGCUGGUGAGCGAUCCAAAAAUCUUGCUAAACUAGUACAGAUAUCUGAGCGAGAAAAUUUGUCACUGAAAAGGAAAGUAGAAGAGCUAGAAAAACAGGCCAUUGAACAGUCAGCCGAAACUGCACCAUCAAAAGCAUUAGUUGGUGAAGUACGAGAAUGUCAUCACUUGAUUGUUGUUAUACAAGCCGCUGCAGAAGAUUUAAGAUCGAAUCUAGAAGAUUUGGAAAUUGACCUGAAUGAUAGAGAAAUUAAGAACAAGCAUAUUUCUGCCCUAUAUCAAACAAUACAAAAAUCGACAGAAGAGAUGUACAGUAUCAUGGACAGCUUUGAAAAUGAUAUCACAUCUGGACUAGAACAAGAGCAAAUAAAAAAUAUAAGCGACAGUUCCAGCGACAGUGAAAAAUCAGCUAGAAUUGAAGCACCUGCCACAUGUCUACAAUAUUUCUUGGCUGGUUGUGAAGAAACUAUGAACAGAAUGCAAUAUAUCAAUCAGAGAUUAAGAGACGAAUGUUUACAAGUCAAUAUAAGCCAUUUGUCGAAAAUAUUAAAUAAACUGAAGAAAGAUUUGCCAAAGUUGCAAAAAUCUUUCCCUCGAGCUCGAGGUGGAGAUAAUUCAAAUGAAGAAAAAAGAGAGUGGUCAAAUGGCAAUAAAAUUUUGAAAACUCUGUACGAACAUUUGAAACUGUUUAGAAAAGAAGUGGACUCCAGUGGCAAUGAUAGAGAUGGGGACAGCUCACGUUCCAAAUAUUUAAAUUGCUCUAUAAAUAAAGCUGAGAAGGAACUAGAUUACUCUCUGAAUAAAUUGCAGGAUCAUUUGAGUAAAAUAUGCGAUUGCCAAACUGACGAAUUGAGCAUUAAAUCAAAAUAUAAAGAACUUGCCAAGUUAAUGUUACAAAACAAAAAGGAAAACGCAGAUUUGCAGAAAUGCAAAAACCAAUUAAAAAAAGCAAAGUUUGAACAAAAUUCAUCCACAAACUUAUGCUUUGAUGGGUUGGAUGCAAGACAAUUAAGCCUAGAAGCCCAAGAAAUUACCGAAAAAUAUCAGUGUAUUGCAAAUGAAUUGGAACGAUCCAAUGUUCGUCGAAAAGAAUUGGAAGAUGCCAACAAUUAUAUGCAGAGUGAAUUAAACAAAUUACAGACAGAAGUUGCCGUACUCAGCACCCGCUUGAAUACUUCGGAAAAUGAAAGAUUGUGUGCAAACAAGCGAAAGAAAGAUUUGGAAAACCAAGUAAAUCGUUUGAAAAUUAGUCUGGAUCAACAUAAACAAAAUGCCGAGUGCACCUUUAAAAAACUGCAUCGUAUGCAUGCUAUGUAUCAAGAAGCAAAUAAAGAAGAGAUAUCGAAUUUGAAGUGCCGAUUAUUCAAUUCGAUGCAGGAAAAUGAGUCAUUAUUAUCGGCCAUCCAGCAGAACGUUAAGCGCGAGAUUCCACAACUGAACGAGAUGCAAACUCAAGUCGAUUAUCUUAAAUUAGAUUUCUCAACAAUCUGCCCGAAUACAACAACGUACAGAUGUUCAACACCAACAUCCAACACCAUUGGCUCACCCAGAGAAUGCAAGAAAAUGAUUGCUG